ACCCUAUCUCUUAAGAAGUGUAAAGACAGGUGGCGUUUCUUAAUCUUGAAUCUGUGAAAUUACAUUGUAGCAGAAACAGAUUCUUUUUCCGACAAAACAUGGGAGAUGUUGAGGAGAAGAAGAAAGUACUUCCUAUGUCUGAACCAGAAAAAUCCACACCGAUUAAGUAUCGUUUCUGCAAGUCAUGUGGUGAAGGAAGUAGUUGCAGGACAGUGAGGUCAAGAACAAAGCUUAUGAACGUUUUGAUAGAACGUGGACGGCCUCACGAGGCUCAAACUGUUUUCAAAACAUUGGCAGAGACGGGUCAUAGACCGUCUUUGAUCAGUUACACAACUCUUUUAGCUGCAAUGACGGUUCAGAAGCAGUAUGGUUCCUUAAGCUCUAUAGUCUCUGAAGUGGAACAGAGCGGGACAAAGCCUGAUUCCAUCUUCUUCAAUGCUGUAAUUAACGCUUUCUCUGAGUCCGGUAACAUGGAAGAUGCGGUGCAGGCUCUGUUGAAAAUGAAAGAACUUGGUCUAAAUCCAACUACGAGUACUUACAACACUUUGAUUAAAGGGUAUGGGAUUGCAGGUAAGCCUGAGAGAUCAUCUGCGUUACUGGAUCUUAUGUUGGAGGAGAGCAACGUCGAUGUUAGACCGAAUAUAAGGACGUUUAAUGUGCUGGUGCAAGCCUGGUGCAAGAAGAAGAAGGUGGAGGAGGCGUGGGAAGUGGUGCAUAAGAUGGAAGAGUGUGGAGUUAGGCCGGAUACGGUGACUUAUAACACGAUUGCAACUUGUUAUGUGCAGAAAGGAGAGACUGUGAGAGCUGAGAGUGAGGUGGUUGAGAAGAUGGUUAUGAAGGAGAAGGCUAAACCAAACGGAAGGACUUGUGGGAUAGUUGUGGGAGGGUAUUGCAGAGAAGGGAGAGUGAGAGAUGGUUUGAGGUUUGUCCGGAGAAUGAAGGAAAUGAGAGUUGAAGCGAACCUCGUGGUCUUCAAUUCCUUGAUAAAUGGCUUUGUUGAAGUCAUGGACCGUGAUGGUAUCGAUGAGGUUCUUACCUUGAUGAAGGAGUGUAACGUGAAGGCUGAUGUAAUCACGUACAGUACUGUGAUGAACGCUUGGAGCUCAGCUGGAUACAUGGAGAAAGCUGCACAAGUGUUUAAAGAAAUGGUUAAAGCAGGAGUCAAACCAGACGCUCACGCUUACAGCAUUUUAGCGAAAGGGUACGUUAGAGCAAAAGAGCCAAAGAAAGCUGAGGAGCUUCUUGAGACAUUGAUAGUUGAAUCCAGGCCUAACGUUGUGAUCUUCACCACGGUGAUCAGCGGCUGGUGUAGCAGCGGAAGUAUGGAUGAUGCAAUGAGGGUUUUCAACAAAAUGUGCAAGUUCGGGGUUUCGCCAAAUAUAAAGACGUUUGAGACGUUGAUGUGGGGAUACCUAGAGGUGAAGCAACCAUGGAAAGCAGAAGAGGUUUUGCAGAUGAUGAGAGGGUUUGGUGUGAAGCCUGAGAAUUCCACCUUCUUGCUGUUAGCAGAAGCUUGGCGUGUCGCGGGACUCACUGAUGAGUCGAACAAAGCUAUCAAUGCAUUGAAAUGUAAGGACAUAGAGAUCGCAAAGUUAGAGAAGCUGUACCAAAAACAGUCCUCUGGUAGUAGUUUGAAUCUAUUGCAGAUUCCAGUCGGGAAACGGGAGCUUCCAACCGCAAAAGCGAUGAAUCUUUCUGCUUGUAAACUCGGAGCUCGAGUGCCAAUCAUAUGCCAGAAGCAGUCCCAAGCACAGUUUGGGAUCAGUGGACAGUUUGUACAUUCUUGUACAGUGUUCUUGAACUGAAGCCAGAGAUUUGGCUUUUCUUUUCUUCUGUUGAAAUUCCAGAGUCAAUACUUUGAGAACUCUCACUAUAUGUACAUUACAGCAGAAUGUUCUUGUAUAUAAAAAAAAAGUAUUGUACAGUUGCUAUUUUCAAUAA
Molecule: messenger RNA, 1941 nt
Organism: Arabidopsis lyrata subsp. lyrata
Lineage: Eukaryota; Viridiplantae; Streptophyta; Magnoliopsida; Brassicales; Brassicaceae
Product: pentatricopeptide repeat-containing protein At5g25630
Exons: 3
Coding region: 99-1805 (568 amino acids)
Molecular function (GO): protein binding
Source: RefSeq, a predicted model, not a curated record